AUGACGACUUCCGAAGGUCCGCUACAAUUUCCCUUCUCAACCGCACUGCUCUCUGCUAUGAUUCACGAGCUCUAUGUCGCUGGACACUCAUCAAUAAGAAUCAUCUUUCGGCCUAAUUUACAGUUUAUCUUCGGCGAAUUCGCCGAGAAAGGUAUACAAUUACAACCGGAUGACAUAAAAGAAGAAGUCGGGGAAAGUAUAAAGACAUUGAGACAAGUAUUGGAUAAAUUUCAAGGACAGUUGAACUUGGCAAAAAGGCUGGACGAGGACGAGGACGAUGGUAAGAGGACGAAUUAUCAGAAUGUAGGUAGGCAGGAUUUGGAUGCCAAUAGUAGAUAUAAUGAUGUAAAAAACAAACUUAUAUCUGAGCAGAGCAAAGACCACUCGGACGAUUUCUCAACAACACAUUAUUCGGACACAUAUUGUGAUGAGACUUCAUCUGUAAGGCAUCAACCUUCCCCUCAGCGCUCUGUUUUCCCACAGCAGGAAUAUAAAUCGUCAGAAACUUCAUCGCUCCGUUCUCAACUUUUAGGCCAACAUGAUGAUUCCUUCGAUUCGUAUUCGCUCUAUAACGAUAGGCCACCGUCACCGUCACUUGAGAAGCCAGUAUGGUACCAAUUUGAUGACGUGAGGAACAAGGAUUCGCAAGAAAUGAUGUACGAACCAGUACAGCAGCCGGAAUUUAUUCCCAGAAGACUGGUUGACGAAGGACCAGACAUCUACGAGCAGUCACCAGAAAUUAUUUACAAUCCAGAAGAAAUUUUUGAUGAGCCACAAGAAACUAUUUACGAGCAAAUGCCAUAUACAAGAUACAAUUCCGGUGUGGUGGGAGGAGGAAGGAAAAAACAUGAAGCACAGCGGACGUCGAGAAAUGAUUGGUUCCCACAAGAUCGAGAAUCACGAGAAAACCGUUUCUUCACUUCGCAUCAAACCGCUCAAACUCGUCCACCACCACCCCGUUACACCGAGGACAUACCUGAACUCUGUCGUAAAGCAUUAUCCAACAGUCAAUACCGCGAACUCUGUACAUAUAUCCGCGCAGCUUUACAAGAAUCCAACAAUCCCCGACCUGAAACGCCGGAAGUCAUCUCGCAAGACCAGUUUGUUACAGAUUUCGUCGAUGAAUACCAAAAAUACGCCGACCCUGAUACACCACGGUAUAAAAAACUUCGUGCUCUCCAUCGACUUGGUGGUUAUAUUCACGCAUUUCGAAGUAUCGGGGAUCGCAUUCCAGCCAAGGAAUUAGCAAAGAUGUUGGGUGAUUCUGAGCAUGCCAUUGAAGACACAAUUAAACGUGCCACAUGGAUGUUUGAGCUAUUUAGGAGGUUAGGGAAGCUGGCACUGACUAGUAUCAGUAACAACAGUCUAAAGUUCAUCAACAAGUCGGGUAUGAAGCAGUCACAUUUUGAGGCGAUUCUUGCAUACGUUGAUGGUGUCCUUGACAAUGUUUACAUAUUACCAAACGAUCGAACGAGUAACAGGAGAUAA
Messenger RNA from Paraglomus brasilianum, 1488 nucleotides. NCBI's taxonomy places the organism in Eukaryota, Fungi, Glomeromycota, Glomeromycetes, Paraglomerales, Paraglomeraceae. The record is from the annotation of a GenBank genome assembly.